This is a messenger RNA of Paramecium tetraurelia, 417 nucleotides long. RefSeq lists its product as uncharacterized. The transcript has a single exon. The record is from RefSeq and is a predicted model, not a curated record. Lineage: Eukaryota; Ciliophora; Oligohymenophorea; Peniculida; Parameciidae.
AUGGGUAAUUCUUGCAAACAAAAGAAAGAUACUGAAUACGAGGACACUUAAUAAUUGCAAAUAAUCACUGUAGAAAAUGGAAUUCAAGGAAUAAAUACGACAAUCAAACCAGAUAGUCAGCAAUUGAAACUAAGCAAGGAAUCUCCGUAAGAAGGUGUCCAAAUAUCGAAUAUACAGGUGAUAAUGAUCAAGCCAAGAAACGAGGAAGAGGGAGCCUAAAUCUUGAGAGAUUUGAUAUAGUUUGGAAACAAAAUUAUAGUAAUUCCUAAAGUGACAGAAGACAGUCCAAAUGUUAGUGCUAAAUCAUUGUCAAAAAAAGGAAUAUUAAAAAACAAAGGCUUCCAGUUGACUAAACUUUCUCUCCACUCUUGUAACUAGUAGAAAAGGGAUAGAUUUCUAAGGUAUGAAAAUUAAUGA